GGCAGCUGUUUGCUAUUGUUGUGGUGCUGUUUGUGACUGUAAGACCCUAGCUAGUGUUUUCUCUGGCUUCCUCUGCGAAAUUCCAGCCUGCUGAUUUGUAUCCUAUUCCACGCUCAAAUCUACUGAACAUGCCUGAUGUUUAUGUGAUUCUUCAGAUUUCAACCACCUUCGAUGACCAUUCUGUUGGAAAUGCCAGCAGCAACUUGUCCAAUUUGAGCAACUUCAACAACCUCACCAACUUGAACAGCUUGAGCAGCUUGGGCGGCUUGAACCUAGGCAACUUGAACAACACAAACAACCUCGCCAAUCUAAAUCUCAAUCUCCAUAAAGACGCUGCUGAGAUCGUCGAAUUGGCCUGGGUUUUGUUGGACUCGAAGACUCUAAUUGAACUAAACUACGAUUCGGUUUUGAUCAAGCCAAAUAACACUGCUGUCUUGUCCAACAACAUCAGCAGCCUUAACAACCUUAACAACAUCAACAACGUCAACAACAUCAACUUAAAUUUCAAUAACAAUCUCAACAACAACUUCAACAACUUUAACAGCUUUAACAACUACAACAAUUUCAACAAUUUCAAUAAUUUCAACAGCCUUGGUAAUAUUAACAACGUUAAUAGCCUCAAAAACAUUCACCAAAUUAACCACAUCAAUAACAUUAUCAAUAAAGGCUUGUCCUUUAGAGAUGCCAUUACAAAAUUUGAAAAAUUUUUAAAGGAAAGCUUAAUUGAAAAAAAUAAAGACUUUAUCUUUGUUUUAUUUAAUUCUUGGGACUUGAAGGUCCAAUUAUUAAGAGAAGCAAGAGAUAAAAACAUUGUGUUGCCUUUAUUUCUACAAUAUCCAAAAAUUUUCGAUCUAAGAUCGGAAUAUUCAAAAUGGCAAUCUCAUCAUCCUGAAUCAAUUUCUUAUUCCUCAAAUAACUUAAACACAAUCUGUGCUGCUCUUGAAGUAGAUCUAAUCACUGAUAACAAUAAUCCAAAUAUCACCCAAUCAGUUUCAAAUAAAACUUCAAACACUAAUCCUAAUAUCAGUACUAUUGCAAAUACAAAUGCGAAUACAAAUGAUAAUAACAAUAACAACGACAGCAACAAUCCUUCUUCUUCUCCCUUGAGCUCACUCUCAAACCCGAAUUCAUCCUCAACCUCUCCUUUAAAUAAUGUAUCUUUGAAACUAGAAAAUAACAACAACUCCCAAUCUUCAGACUCAUCUCCAAAAAAAGCUCUCGAUGAAGCAUUCACCCUCACCAGAGUAUUGAAAGCCUUGAUCAAAAAAUCUGUCCCUUUUGCUGACCACUCUGAUGUUUUAACCAACCCUUAUGACUCUGCUGCCGACAUUAGAUCCUUUUUAUCCGAAAGAUCAAACGUCUUAUUCAUGACAAACUUGCCUUAUGAUACCACUCAAUCAGAACUAGAAUCUUGGUUCAACAGAUAUGGCAAUAGACCAACUGCUUUUUGGACUUUAAAAACACCAGAUCCCCAUAAAACUUUAGGUACAGGUUUUGCUGUCUUUUCAACAAACGAAGAAGCUUCCGAAUCUUUAGCCAUGAAUGGUAGAUUGCUUAACGACAGAUGUAUCGAAAUCCAACCUUCAACUGCUAAAUUAUUAGACAGAGCCUCAGAAAUAUUAAUUUGCUUUCCCCAAAGUAAAAAUAGACCAAGACCUGGUGAUUGGACUUGUCCAUCUUGUGGCUUUUCAAAUUUUCAAAGAAGAACUGCUUGUUUUCGUUGUUCAUUUCCAGCUUCAGGUGCUGCUCAAGAAUCCAUUUAUACUGGAAAUAAUAAUAAUAAUAACAAUAAUAACAAUAAUAACAAUAAUAACAAUAAUAACAAUACUAAUAACAAUAACAAUAACAAUAACAAUACUAAUGCAAACACCAAUUUAAAUAACAACAACUAUAAUAAUGUUAAUUUAGGAAUGUCAAUGAUGAAUAUGAGUUUAAAUUUAAACAAUUCCAAUUCAAAUAAUAAUUCCAAUUCCAGUAACAAUCCCAAUGCUAAUAGCUCCAAUACUAACAAUAACAAUAAUUAUACAAAUUAUAAUCAAUUAAAUUAUUUAAAUAAUAAUAAUAACAACAGCUCUUCAAUUAAUAAUAAUUCAAAUUCAUCCGUAAAUUCAAACAGCAUCAGUUUAAACUUAAAUCUUAAUGGCCCUAAUUCUACUAGUCUUAAUUUAAUCAAUAAUAACUUAAGUAACAUAAACAAUUUAAAUAACAAUAAUGGAAAUAAUAAUAACAACAAUAAUAACCCAAAUAACAAUAAUAACAAUAAUAACAAUAUUAAUAACAAUAUUAAUAACAAUACUAGUAACAAUAACAAUAACAAUACUGGUAAUAGAGUUACUUCAGUUCCAUUCAGAGCCGGUGAUUGGAAAUGCUUAAAUGAUGGUUGUUCUUAUCAUAACUUUGCUAAAAAUGUAUAUUGUUUACGCUGUGGCUCUCCAAGGGUUAAUUCUUCAAUCUUAACAGCGCCUUCCUCUGUUGGCUCACACCAUCAUUUAACUCAUCAUUCUUCACAUUCUCACUUGAAUAUUUCAAAUCAUGGUAAUAAUACCACUUCAAAUUCAAUCAAUUCAAUCAACUCUGUUAGUAAUAUCAAUUAUAAUUCUACACAAUUACAGCCCCAGUAUCAGUAUAUUUCUCAACAGCAAAAUUCAUAUACUAGCAGCAAUAAUAAUACAAUCUCUGAUUUAAACAUUAAUAAGCAACCAAGUCCAAAGUUUGGACUAAGUAAUAGUUUAACAUUAAAUAACAAUUCUAAUAUUUCCAACUCAAAUAUUUCUAACUCUAAUAUUUCCAACAAUAAUGACGAUUACAGCAAAAUUGCAGAUCAUUUAUCUGGAUUAUCAUUGGGAAUGUCUAAUUUGAAUUUGAGUUCCAAUUUAUUAAGCAAUAUUCCAACAGUUUCAUCAAAUAACACUAACAAUGGAACAAAUUCAAUGGUCAAUAGUAUCUCAAGUCUCAGCACCAAUAAUACUGGAAGCACUGUUUCUAAUAUUAACAGUAACAAUAAUAAUUCUAAUAACAGUUACAAUGGAAACUUGCCAUCAUUUAUUAUUAAUAAUUCAAUUAAUAAUGCCAUUCAAAACAUUAACAAUAGUGUUGGUAAUAAUAAAGAUAACAGUAGCAUUAAUACUAAUUACAUUAACGAUAAUGGUUUAUCAUCAAAGUCCAAUAGUGAGAACAACAAUGGCACUGAAAGUAUGAAUUCCAGCGUUUCCAACUUGAUUUCGGUUACUUCAAAAUAAGAAAAUUAUGAAUUAUAGAUUAUAAUUCACGAUUUAUAAAUAUUAAGUUAUAAACAUAAAGAAUAAAGCAUAUUAUACAAUAGCAUUUUUGAUAAUUUUUUUAAAGAAAAAUCAUAUUUUUAUAACAAAGAGAAGGUAGAAGAAAGCAUUGUUUUUUUAUUAUAUAAUCAAAAGGUUUUUUUAGGGCUUGGUUGUUCCUUUUUUUG
Messenger RNA from Ascoidea rubescens DSM 1968, 3445 nucleotides. It is a transcript of the gene NRP1, whose product is annotated as Nrp1p. Bases 129 to 3239 code for a protein of 1036 amino acids. Gene Ontology annotation, cellular component: plasma membrane; neuromuscular junction. NCBI's taxonomy places the organism in Eukaryota, Fungi, Ascomycota, Saccharomycetes, Ascoideales, Ascoideaceae. The record is from RefSeq and is a predicted model, not a curated record. The transcript has a single exon. Gene Ontology annotation, molecular function: protein binding; RNA binding; GTPase activator activity.